AUGUGUAAUGGCGAGCCGAGCGAGAAGCAGGCCUGUCACGACGGACCACGAAAUGCCUUCUUUGACAUCACUGCGGAUCUGUCCCGGAGAACAGGCGACAAGGUGAUUGGGUGCGCUGUCUCCGGCAAUGGCCAAGGCGUUAACCAGUUGUUCGCCCGAAGUCUGACGCAACAUAGCAUCGGCGGCCACGACGGCAUAGCAAAGCCAGGUCUCAGUAUGUGUAAUGCCUCUGCGCGCUAUAGCGACAGUAACACCGACCUAUACACCGACGAUGAUGGUAGAGAAGAAGUCCUCGAUCGAGGCGUCACUUCAGAAAGCUGCUUCACGUGCUGCUUCGGGGAACCGAGUUCCCCUGGCCGUCUCGAUAUAGUUGGCUAUCUGUUCCUAGACAGCCUGAUGACGGAGGUCAACGUUCUCAGCCAUGUUGUUGCUUUUGAUCUACAAGAUGAGCAUUAA
This is a messenger RNA of Grosmannia clavigera kw1407, 456 nucleotides long. RefSeq lists its product as uncharacterized. Bases 1 to 456 code for a protein of 151 amino acids. The record is from RefSeq and is a predicted model, not a curated record. NCBI's taxonomy places the organism in Eukaryota, Fungi, Ascomycota, Sordariomycetes, Ophiostomatales, Ophiostomataceae. The transcript has a single exon.